GUCUCCUGGAUAAUGAGGUGCGUGCCUCACCAAAGAGGCGCCAGCGCACCGCACCGGGCAGAGGAGGCGGCUGAUGAACAGACCAGACAAACAGCUCCUCUCCAAGAAAAUCCACACAGCGUCUCACAGCCAGAGAGACACCAUGAAGACGGGCGGCAGACCGAGGAGUAAAGAUUCACCUGCGGACGCCUGAGUGAAGAGGCAGGAUGGCGGGGGGUCGGAGGGGACUUGUGGCCCCUCAGAAUACUUUUUUGGAGAAUAUUGUCAGACGGUCGAACGUUUGGACACUGUCACAUAGACAGACAGAUACCAAUUUUGUCCUGGGAAACGCUCAGAUAGUGGACUGGCCCAUCGUCUACAGCAAUGAUGGUUUCUGCAAGUUGUCGGGCUACCACAGAGCUGAGGUGAUGCAGAAAAGCAGCACCUGCAGCUUCAUGUACGGGGAGCUCACGGACAAGGACACGACAGAAAAAGUGCGACUAACAUUCGAGAAUUAUGAGAUGAACUCGUUUGAAAUACUGAUGUACAAAAAGAACAGGACGCCUGUUUGGUUUUUUGUGAAGAUUGCUCCCAUUCGAAAUGAACAAGAAAAAGUGGUCCUGUUUCUUUGCACGUUCAGUGACAUCACAGCCUUUAAACAGCCCAUUGAAGAUGAUUCUUCCAAAGGCUGGGGAAAGUUUGCCCGACUGACUCGAGCUCUAACAAGCAGCAGAGGAGUCUUACAGCAGCUGCAGCCUACAGUUCAUAAAGGAGAGAAUGUCCACAAGCACUCCCGCUUAGCUGAGGUACUGCAGCUGGGCUCUGACAUCCUACCUCAGUACAAGCAGGAGACCCCCAAAACCCCUCCUCACAUCAUCCUGCACUACUGCCUCUUCAAGACCACGUGGGACUGGGUCAUCCUCAUCCUCACCUUCUACACAGCCAUCAUGGUGCCCUACAACGUCUCCUUCAAGACGAAGCAGAACAACGUGACGUGGCUGGUGGUGGACAGCAUCGUGGACGUCAUCUUCCUGGUGGACAUAGUCUUAAACUUCCACACCACGUUCGUUGGACCCGCCGGCGAGGUCAUCUCCGACCCCAAGCUGAUUCGAAUGAACUACCUGAAGACUUGGUUUGUUAUCGACCUGCUGUCCUGCCUGCCGUACGACGUCAUCAACGCCUUUGAGAAUGUCGAUGAGAAUUGGAACCACCGAGCUGUCACUCAAGGGAUCAGCAGUCUUUUCAGCUCACUUAAGGUGGUCCGGCUUCUCCGGCUGGGUCGGGUUGCCCGUAAACUGGAUCACUACAUCGAGUACGGGGCAGCUGUACUGGUCCUGCUGGUGUGUGUUUUUGGACUGGCUGCUCACUGGCUGGCCUGCAUUUGGUACAGCAUCGGUGAUUAUGAGGUUAUCGAUGAAGAAACCAACAUUGUGCGUAUGGACAGCUGGCUCUACAUCCUGGCCGAGACGGUGGGCACACCGUACCGCUUCAAUACCAGCGGCUCAGGGAAGUGGGAGGGCGGGCCAAACAAGCACUCUGUGUACAUCACUUCCUUGUAUUUCACCAUGACAAGCCUGACAAGCAUAGGCUUUGGUAACAUCGCACCGACGACAGACGGAGAGAAAAUCUUUGCCGUGGCCAUGAUGAUGAUUGGAUCCCUUCUUUACGCCACCAUCUUUGGUAAUGUGACAACAAUCUUCCAGCAGAUGUACGCCAACACGAAUCGCUACCAUGAGAUGCUUAACAGUGUCCGGGACUUCCUCAAGCUCUACCAGGUGCCCAAGGGCUUGAGUGAAAGAGUUAUGGACUACAUUGCCUCCACGUGGUCCAUGUCAAGGGGUAUAGACACUGAAAAGGUGUUGCAGAUUUGUCCAAAGGACAUGAGAGCAGAUAUUUGUGUUCAUCUCAACCGCAAGGUUUUUAAAGAGCACCCGGCUUUCCGGCUGGCCAGCGAUGGGUGUCUCAGAGCACUGGCCAUGGAGUUUCAGACCAUCCACUGUGCCCCUGGUGACCUGAUCUACCAUGCUGGCGAAAGUGUGGACAGUCUCUGUUUUGUGGUGUCGGGAUCACUAGAGGUCAUUCAGGAUGAUGAGGUGGUGGCAAUUUUAGGUAAGGGAGAUGUAUUUGGGGAUGUUUUCUGGAAAGAAGUGACUCUCGCUCAAGCCUGUGCCAACGUCAGAGCUCUGACCUACUGUGACCUCCACGUCAUUAAACGUGACGCUCUGCAGAAGGUACUGGAGUUCUACACAGCGUUUUCCAACCACUUCUCAAGAAAUCUGCUGCUCACUUACAACCUGCGAAAGAGGAUCGUCUUCCGAAAGAUCAGUGAUGUGAAACGAGAGGAAGAGGAGCGACAGAGACGUAAAAAUGAAGCCCCUCUGAACUUGCCACCAGAUCACCCAGUACGGAAACUCUUCCAGCGCUUUCGACAGCAGAAGGAAGCCCGGUUUACGACCGACAAACCAGAGCUAGAUGAACGCGAUAUUGAGAAGGGCCCUGUGUACGUAGACGUCCCGAUAGCUAAUACAGCCAUUACAACUACCAGCAUCGUCACAGUAACAGAAAGCCCAGCAACACCCUCAUCUUCAACUCCUUCAUCUUCAACACCCCCCAGCUGUACACCCUCAGACAAGGUGAAGCUGCAGGUGCCAUCUAGCAUUUCUUUGGUAGGAGGCCGGUCCGCUGAGCCGCUCAAAGUCAAAGGCUGGGGUCGCUUCAAGGAGUCCAUGGCCAAACCUGACAACUGGAACAAAGUGUCUAAGGCCGAAUCCAUGGAGACUUUACCUGAACGGACCAAGGUGCAUGAAUCACAAAUGUCUCUAAAGAAAACAGACUCAUGUGACAGCGGUAUCACCAAAAGUGACCUGCGGCUAGACAAAGUGGGUGACUUCCGCAUGACGCCCCAGGACCGAAGUCCUGUCCAGCCUCCGGAGACCAGGCACGCCUUCUACCCCAUCCCAGAGCAAACGCUUCAAGCCUCACUUCAGGAGCUCAAACUGGAGCUGAAGGAUGACCUCAAGAACCUGAAUGUUCGAAUGUCUGGCCUGGAGGCGCAACUCACAGAAGCACUUCAACUCCUCAAAACAAGGAAAUCAAGUACUGGCUCUCCGCAGCCUCUUUUUGACAUUUCUAGACCUGCUUCACCAGAACUGGACAAAGAGGACAUCUUCUCUUGAAGCAUGGAGGAAUCAUGAGGAAACAAUUAACUCAGCUGGAAUCCAGUAAUAUCCAGAUUACUUGGAUAGCUGAUGCUGCACUGGGCACACCAUUUAGAUUAGGCAACAGUGUGGUCUUUAAGACGCACCGGCCUUCAUCAUAGGGGUGUACCUGCUGGCCAACAAGGGAAGGCGAGUCGAAGCCCAGAUUUCGGUGUCGUAACACUGAACCAUCUGAGGUUACAUAAAAACUGACAGCUCUAUGUUUGUACAUAGACAAUAGUUGUAUCUCUGUUGGAAGGCUCCAAUAGAAACAGCAUGUCCCACUGGUUUGUUAUUGAAUCAUUUGUAUGAGAUUCUUUGCAUGUCACAUAAAAUAGACGUGUGCCUCAAAUUGCAGAUGGUGCAUAUUUGAUCAGCUGAGGCCACACAGCAAGUCAUUUGCAUUCUUUCACCACGACAGUGAAAAAGGAUGGUCUUUGCAGAUGUUGAAAGAGUCAGAGUAAUUUCCUCAAGCAACUGAUGAACUCUUUUAUUAUAUCAACUGCCAGGAUCAUUAUGAAUUACAUAACAGAUAACUCUGGCCAAGCAAUCAGAUUUUCAAAGACGUCUUUCAGCAGAGCCUAUUUUGAUUUUCAUAAACCAUGGGUAGAUGGCCUUCAUGACAAAUGCAGUGCUAACUAGUGUGUCAACAGUGAGCAAGUUAUCCAUCAUCCGAGUAUCUAGUAAUUGUUAUUCUCAGAUGUAUACAACCACAUACAUGGUACAUAUAUAUAGUGAGAGCCAUGCAUUUUUGGCUUUGGUGAUGCAUAAUUAGUUAAUGCAGAUGAAACUGACAAUGGCUAUACCCUCGUCUUAUUUUAAAACCGUCAAGAACAUAGUAGGGAAUGCCUGUUUGCAGAAUAUUUCCAAAAUAAAUAUAUUUAUGUAAAAUAUAAAACUUCAAAGUGCAGGUUUGUUAACGUAAGCACACCAAGAUAGUUACUGGAACCUGUUUCAGUGAUGAUAUUGGCCAGUGAUGUACAUUUUUACACCAGUUAGCAUGCAUGGUUUAAUGAGUCUGUUUUCACAUUCAUUUGAGAAAAGCCAUCAUCCCAUGACGACAUGAGAUAACAGCUGACUAUUAUGAAGGAGGAAAGAUCAAAAAUGUGAAAAUUAAAGGAAGUGUUUUCAAUGCAGGCAAUCUCUUUAGUGACUACAAUUUGAGGUUAAAAUCAACUUUAUUCCACAAAUUCAAACCCACGUUCCCGAGACACGCCUUCAAACUGGGAGACAGCUAUCACCACUUGUUUAAUGUAAUUGUGUAAAAUUAAUUACACAAAAUUUCAAUUUGGUUUAUUUUUAUGAAGAUUGUAUUUCAUUAAGUUCCGUUUUUUUCUCUUUGAAACAAAAAUGGACUUUAUUAAUUAAAUGAAGUACACCAGACCCAGGCUGUGUAAUCCAGUCAAUAAAUAAAUUUAAAGGUUCGGGAACAAGUAGCCAAGUGUGGUAAAUUUCAUGACUUUCUCUUUAAAUUGUAAUUUAGAUUUUUUGAUUUUAAAACUACUUCAAUUUCACCAUAAAGACUUACUCAAUAACAAAA
Molecule: messenger RNA, 4716 nt
Organism: Dicentrarchus labrax (European seabass)
Lineage: Eukaryota; Metazoa; Chordata; Actinopteri; Moronidae
Gene: kcnh1a
Product: potassium voltage-gated channel, subfamily H (eag-related), member 1a
Exons: 14
Coding region: 207-3155 (982 amino acids)
Biological process (GO): potassium ion transmembrane transport; regulation of membrane potential
Cellular component (GO): membrane
Molecular function (GO): delayed rectifier potassium channel activity
Source: RefSeq, a predicted model, not a curated record